Colias croceus (clouded yellow) is the source of this 1669-nucleotide messenger RNA. It is a transcript of the gene Cyp4l6, whose product is annotated as cytochrome P450 4d2-like. The record is from RefSeq and is a predicted model, not a curated record. Bases 93 to 1586 code for a protein of 497 amino acids. The transcript is spliced from 11 exons. NCBI's taxonomy places the organism in Eukaryota, Metazoa, Arthropoda, Insecta, Lepidoptera, Pieridae. Gene Ontology annotation, molecular function: heme binding; monooxygenase activity; oxidoreductase activity, acting on paired donors, with incorporation or reduction of molecular oxygen.
CUCAGUGGCUAGUGAUACAUGUAACGUAUUGGUCGUCGCGAAUGAUAGUUACGAAGUUUUACGAAUAUAAUUAAAUAUAUUGUGAUAAAACGAUGAUUGCGAUUUUGAUAUUUAUCGCUUUCAUAUUAAUACUUAUUAUAUCGUGGAUAAGUUUGUUGAAUGAUACCAAAUCUUAUAAUAUUCCCGGACCUACACCCCUUCCAAUAGUUGGAAAUGGACAUUUAUUUGCGGUCAGGGCAACUCAGUUCCUACCGCUCUUACAAUAUUUCCAAAAAACCUACGGAGACGCUGUCCGAGUUCAUUUAUUUAACCAGCCGUAUGUCGUCUUGUAUCAUCCGAAAUAUAUUGAGCCCUUAAUAUCACAUUCCGAAUUGAUAACAAAAGGCAAAUCGUAUAAUUAUUUACACGACUGGCUUGGCUUUGGACUUCUGACCUCAACAGGCAACAGAUGGCGGACGCAUCGAAAAUUUUUGACGCCCGCAUUCCAUUUUAACAUUUUGCAAAACUUUUUGCCAGUUUUUUUGAAGAACGAGAAAGUACUCAUUAAUAAAUUGAAAUCUACAUAUUGUAAUGAAAAACCGUUCGAUCUCUUUCCUAUCAUUGCACUGAAUGCACUAGAUAAUGUUACGGAAUCUGUUAUGGGUGUAUCGAUAAAUGCACAAGACAAUAGCAAUUCCAAAUAUGUAAAGUCCAUUGAAGCUUUGGCUCAAAUAAUAGCAUUAAGAAUGCGAAAUCCGUUCAUGGGUGAAGAUGCACUGUUUAAAAUAACAAGCUAUAACAGAACACAACAACAAGCUUUGGGUGUAUUACAUGGAUAUACUAAGAAAAUUAUUGAACUAAGAAAAAAGGAGUUGCAAAAAGCUAAUAUAAAUACGCUAGAAGAAAACGCCGAGUUUGGUAUUAAAAACAAACACGCGUUCUUGGAUUUAUUACUUUUGUCAGAAAUUGAUGGAAUGAAAAUUAAUGACGAACAAGUGCGUGAAGAAGUUGAUACUUUUAUGUUUGAGGGCCAUGACACAACAACGUCAGGAAUAUGCUUCUCAUUAUUUUGCGUAUCAAAACACAUGGAUGUACAAGAUAAAAUUUUUGAAGAACAAAAAAGAAUUCUAGGUGAUGACUUGAGUAAGGAUCCUACUUACAGUGAUUUGAAACAAAUGAAAUAUUUGGAGCUAGUAAUAAAAGAAUCUUUAAGAAUAUUUCCUUCUGUACCUCUUAUAGAGAGGCUUAUUACAAAGGACUCGGAAUUAGCCGGGUUGCGGAUCAAAAAGAACACAUCAGUCAUCGUUGAUAUAAUCCAUAUGCAAAGAAGUCCAGCUUUGUAUGAAAAUCCAAUGGAGUUUCGGCCAGAGAGAUUCACUGAGGCUGCUGCCAUGUCUGGAAAAAAUGCCUUCUCAUGGCUCGCGUUUAGUGCCGGCCCUAGAAACUGUAUUGGUCAAAAAUUCGCCAUGAUGGAAUUGAAAAUAACCUUGGCGGGAAUCAUAAAAAAUUUCAAAGUGUUACCAGUAGACAUGGAGCCGCAAUUAUGUUCCGAUCUCAUUUUGAGAUCAGAAAACGGCGUACAAAUUAAAUUAAGACCAAGAAUAUAAAAAAUUUUAUUUUAUAACAGCUCAAUAAUUAUUAUAUUAUAAACCUUGCGUUAUAUUUUAAGACAUAAUUAUUAUCUCUAUCG